Peromyscus leucopus (white-footed mouse) is the source of this 3808-nucleotide messenger RNA. RefSeq names its product WD repeat domain 36 (gene Wdr36). The record is from RefSeq and is a predicted model, not a curated record. The coding region runs from base 75 to 2837 and encodes 920 amino acids. The transcript has 23 exons. Lineage: Eukaryota; Metazoa; Chordata; Mammalia; Rodentia; Cricetidae. Gene Ontology annotation, molecular function: protein binding. Gene Ontology annotation, biological process: rRNA processing. Gene Ontology annotation, cellular component: Pwp2p-containing subcomplex of 90S preribosome; small-subunit processome.
GGCCGGCUGGGCUAGCACAUUGGCGCCGGGUCCCGGAAGUGCUCCUCCCGCACUGCUCCGGCCCAGGCUCCUCCAUGAGGCAUGCUGAAGCGCCCGGUGAGCACUUCCCACCCGGCCGCGAGCUGAGCGGAGCCCUGGCUGAGGCGGAGAUGGAGAGCCCUGGGGAAGGGCGCACGGCCAGCGUGCUGUUCGCGGGGUUCCGGGCCUUGGGGCUCUUCAGCAACGACGUUCCACACGUGGUGCGGUACAGCGCGCUCAAGCGCCGCUUCUAUGUGACGACUUGCGUGGGCAAGAGCUUCCACACGUAUGACGUUCAGAAACUUAGUCUGGUUGCAGUAAGUAACUCUGUUCCACAGGAUAUCUGUUGCAUGGCAGCUGAUGGGAGGCUAGUCUUUGCUGCAUAUGGGAAUGUUUUCUCUGCAUUUGCCCGUAAUAAAGAGAUAGUACAUACUUUUAAGGGCCAUAAAGCAGAAAUCCAUCUUUUGCAACCCUUUGGGGAUCACGUUAUCUCAGUGGAUACUGACAGCAUUCUUAUCAUUUGGCACAUAUAUUCAGAAGAAGAAUACCUUCAGUUGACAUUUGAUAAAUCAGUUUUUCAAAUUUCUACAAUUUUGCAUCCAAGCACCUACUUGAAUAAAGUCCUGCUGGGCAGUGAACAGGGAAGCCUGCAGUUAUGGAAUGUAAAAUCCAAUAAACUUCUGUAUACAUUUCCAGGGUGGAAAGUUGGAGUGACAGCCCUUCAGCAGGCACCAGCUGUGGAUGUUGUUGCCGUUGGUCUUAUGUCUGGUCAAGUUGUCAUUCACAACAUUAAGUUUGAUGAAACAUUAAUGAAGUUCCGUCAGGAUUGGGGACCCAUUACUUCCAUUUCAUUUCGCACAGAUGGUCAUCCUGUAAUGGCAGCUGGAAGCCCAUGUGGCCAUAUUGGACUCUGGGAUCUGGAAGACAAAAAAUUAAUCAAUCAAAUGAGAAAUGCACACUCCACAGCAAUAGCUGGGCUGACAUUUCUCCACAGAGAACCGCUGCUUGUUACAAAUGGCGCUGACAAUGCUCUUAGGAUAUGGAUAUUUGACGGCCCUGCAGGGGAAGGACGACUGUUGAGAUUCAGGAUGGGACAUAGUGCUUCUCUUACCAAGAUCAGAUAUUAUGGACAAAAUGGACAGCAGAUUUUAAGUGCAAGUCAAGAUGGAACCCUGCAGUCCUUUUCUACAGUCCAUGAGAAAUUCAACAAGAGCUUGGGGCAUGGAUUAAUUAAUAAAAAGAUAGUUAAACGUAAAGGACUUCAGAACACCAUGUCAGUAAGGCUCCCGCCUAUCACCAAGUUUGCCGCUGAGGAAGCUCGUCAAAGUGACUGGGAUGGUAUCAUUGCUUGCCACCAGGGUAAGCUGUCUUGCUCAACCUGGAAUUACCAAAGAUCUACAAUAGGUGCUUAUUUUCUCAAGCCAAAAGGAUUAAAGACAGAUGACAUCGUUGCAACAGCAGUAGAUAUAACGUCCUGUGGAAACUUUGCAAUAAUUGGCCUCUCAUCAGGAACUGUAGAUGUGUAUAACAUGCAGUCUGGUAUACAUCGAGGAAGUUUUGGAGAUGAUAAAGCUCAUACAGGUUCUGUUAGAGGUGUUGCGGUGGAUGGAUUAAACCAGCUGACAGUUACAGCUGGUAGUGAACGAUUACUCAAAUUCUGGAACUUUAAAAGCAAGGUUUUAAUCCACUCUUUGAGCCUUGAUUCAUCUCCAAAUAUGAUGCUGCUCCAUAGGGACAGUGGCAUUCUGGGGCUUGCCUUGGAUGACUUCUCCAUCACUGUCCUAGACAUAGAAACUAGGAAGAUUGUCAGAGAGUUCUCUGGACACCAAGGCCAAAUAAAUGACAUGACGUUCAGUCCUGAUGGCCGUUGGUUAAUAAGUGCUGCAAUGGAUUGCUCUGUUAGGACUUGGGACCUCCCAUCUGGCUGCCUUAUUGACUGCUUCCUGUUGGACUCGGCUCCUCUCAAUGUCACUAUGUCCCCAACUGGAGACUUUCUAGCAACUUCCCAUGUGGAUCACCUUGGGAUUUACCUGUGGUCGAAUAUUUCCCUCUAUUCGGUUGUCUCCCUGCGACCACUUCCUCCAGAUUAUGUCCCUUCGGUAGUGAUGCUUCCUGGGACUUGUCAAACCCAAGGUCCGGAAGUGUUGGAAGAACAGAUUGAGCCAAGUGAUGAAAUGAUAGAGUAUGAGUCGCCACAACAGUUGAGUGAGCACCUUGUGACUCUGUCACUUCUCCCUGAGUCACGCUGGAAAAACCUUCUGAAUCUUGAUGUUAUCAAGAAAAAGAAUAAACCAAAAGAGCCACCCAAAGUACCCCAGUCAGCACCAUUUUUCAUCCCAACGGUUCCUGGGCUUGUACCCAGGUUUGCUGUACCUGAGCAGAAUGGGGAUCCCCAGCAGUCAAAGGUGGUAAAUCUUGGGAUUUUGGCUCAAAAGUCAAAUUUCUACCUGAAACUUGAAGAAGGAUUGGUAAAUAAUCAAUAUGAAGCUGCUCUUCACCUUCUGAAAGAAAUAGGCCCAUCAGGAAUUGAAACAGAGCUGCGAAACUUGUCUCCCGAUGAUGGUGGCUCCGUAGAAGUCAUGCAAGCCUUUUUGAAAAUGAUCGGGAUGAUGUUGGACAGAAAGCGUGACUUUGAGUUAGCCCAGGCAUACCUUGCAUUGUUUUUAAAGUUACACCUCAAAAUGCUUCCUUCAGAGGCAGUGCUGUUAGAAGAACUGGUAAAGUUGUCGUCACAGGUGGACGAAGACUGGACUCAUUUACAGUCUCUCUUCAAUCAAAGCAUGUGUAUUUUAAAUUAUAUCAAAAGUGCUUUGUUGUAAAAAAUAAACUUAGUGAUUACAGAAAUCAAAGCUCUAUGUGAAAUGUUGAACUUGUCUUCAUUCCCAGCUCAGUAUGGAAGGACGUGUUGGCAAUGCUUGACCAGCAGUGUUCUGUAUUCUAAGUGCAAAAUACCUUGUAGCUGUAGAACUAUACCUUCUUUAUGCUCUGAACACCGAGGGGAUCUAAAACCACCUGAGUUCCUUCACACUAGUCACAUACAUGAGGCUUUUUGAAUUAUUGCCAUUUAGUAUUUUUUCAGUAUGUUACAUAUAAUAGUGUCUAUUUAGUAUGAAGUUUUGCAGAGUUAAAUUGACAAUGUCAAGUAAAGCAGAUCUAUAAUGUAUUUCUAAAAAUGCUUUUUGUUAUAUUAGAAAAAUGAGUGUUUAUUUUCUGGGUGCCUUUUGAUGAAGCAUAAAUUGUUGGUUCUUGAAGCUGUGCUUUAUGUCUGGUACCUGUGGUACAGCCCUCCUGUGUUACAGAAGAGUCCAAGUAAGGUUGUCUGGGACCUGCGGCAUGUCUAGUGUAUAGCACAGGAUCUAGAGCUUUCUCUGUUGACUCCUUUCUAAACAAGUUUUUGUUAGAUCAAAAUGUGAGAGGUCCUUGCUCCAGGCAGGCGCACCAGGAAGAGGUGCAGCAGGUACUUGCACAGGGAGAUUCCAAGCUCCACUGAGCCUGGCUUUCACAGUUUCUCCUCCUUCUCUGACGUGUUUAUAUGGGAAGAAACUGCUGACUACACUCGUCAUCAUUUUCUUUUCUAUGGUCCAGGCUUUAGCAACUCAGGAAUUAGAAUGAAGCAAUUCUUGGGGCUGGAGAUGUAGCACAGAGCCCGUAUAAACCAGGCUUGCUGGUGUGCACCUGCAAUCCCACCACUCCAGAGGGAAAGGCUGGAAAACUAGGAAGAUACUGGAAACCAUAGCUGGAGGCUAGCCUGGAAUACAUGAGAUCCUGCUCAAAUAGUAACAAACGAAGA